This is a messenger RNA of Varanus komodoensis (Komodo dragon), 1244 nucleotides long. Its product is annotated as sialidase-3-like. Gene Ontology annotation, molecular function: exo-alpha-sialidase activity. The record is from RefSeq and is a predicted model, not a curated record. NCBI's taxonomy places the organism in Eukaryota, Metazoa, Chordata, Lepidosauria, Squamata, Varanidae. The transcript is spliced from 2 exons. Gene Ontology annotation, biological process: ganglioside catabolic process; oligosaccharide catabolic process. Gene Ontology annotation, cellular component: membrane; cytoplasm; lysosome. Bases 1 to 1185 code for a protein of 394 amino acids.
AUGGCUCGGGCUCAGGCUGGCUCUGGGAAGGUAACUCUUUUCCAGCAAAAAACACCGGGAGGCCUCACCUACCGCAUCCCGGCGCUGCUCUACCUGCCCUCUGAGUCCACAUUCCUGGCGUUUGCAGAGGAGCGCUCGACACCUAGAGAUGAAGAUGCUAAGUUCCUGGUGAUGAGACGGGGGCAGAAGGAAGGCAUGUCUGUCCAGUGGGGCCCCCCGGAGCCUCUGAUGACAGCCGUCCUGCCCAACCGCCGCACCAUGAACCCCUGCCCGGUGUUCGAGAGGAACAGCGGCACCGUCUUCCUCUUCUUCAUCUGCGUGGAGAGCCGCGUCACGGAAAGUCAGCAGAUCCGGGCGGGGAGGAACGCCGCCCGGCUGUGCUACGUCUCCAGCCAGGAUGGCGGCCGCACCUGGAGCCCCGCCACGGACCUGACCGAGCAGGUGAUCGGGGGCGACCUGAAGAACUGGGCCACCUUCGCGGUGGGGCCGGGCCACGGGGUGCAGCUCCGCUCCGGGCGCCUGGUGGUGCCGGCCUACGCCUACUACAUCCACAGGCGCUUGUUCGGCUACCCAGUGUCCUUCUGGAUCAAGCCCCAUUGCUUCACUUUCUACAGCGACGACGGCGGACGGAGCUGGCAUCGUGGCUGGAUCCUCCGGAGCGUGCGGGCGCUGGAGUGCCAGGUGGCUGAGCUGCAGGGCCAGGAUAAUAGCCCGGUGGUAUACUGCAAUGCCCGCAGUACCCACGGGUCCCGGGUUGAAGCCUUCAGUUCGGACGGCGGGGACCGGUUUGAAGAACACUUCCUGUCCAAGAAGCUGUUUGAACCUCCCAGCGGAUGCCAGGGAAGCGUGGUGACCUUUCCGGCCCAGUCGGAGCCGGGCCGUCCUCUCUCCCCCACUGAGAGCUCCAAGGCAUGGCUUAUCUUCUCCCACCCCACCAGCAGACACAAGCGGGUCGACCUGGGCAUCUACCUGAACACCUCCCCACUGGAGGAGGACUCCUGGAAGGCACCUUGGCUUCUGUACAAGGGGCCCAGUGCCUACUCAGACCUGGCUGUCUGCAAGGAGAGGCCGCUGCUCUUUGGUUGCCUGUUUGAAUGCGGUGUGCAAAAUUCGUAUGAAGAAAUUGCCUUCCAGCUCGUCACGGAUGUUGAGCUGGAGAGGAACACGCGGGAAGGCGCAUCCUGAGCCUUGGGACAGCUUCACGCGAACAUGCAAAGGGGAAAGGACCAAAUGAAAGAAAAAGA